UUGUGCUCGUGCGUUAUUCGUCGGCUCGCUCGGUGUCGAGAAUCACACUUGGAAAGAGAAUAUAUUGAGAACGGUGCAGCAAUGUCAUCAGGCACAUCUCCAGUUCAACACCGCCCUCAUGUGUCAUCACCAUUUUUGUAUCAACUGUCAGCGGGUGAGAGGGAGUUGGACAUUGUGAUGCUUGAUCAUGGAUAUGCUAGGCCUUGGAGUACACACCCUGACGCCAGUCAUGCCAAGCCAGCCAAGUGGCUAUUUGUGCCUCGCACACUACGUCUUAGAAACGAUAGGACAAUAAUAGAAUCAGAUACGAAUGUUGAUGUGGUAAAGCUUGUGGCACCAAACCCAACAGCUUAUGAUGUCGUAAAGGCACGAUCAGUCAUGAACGAAUGUGAUCGACACGUCAACUUUGCACGUGCCGGAAUGCAGCAACCAAUUACUGAUGAAAAUUGGGAGGAAAAACUUAAUAGAACUGGUUGGACAUCAGGACAAAACAAAUUGUUUAAUAAAAUAAUCAAAAUUCUGUCAGGAGAUCGACUUGCAAGAUUGGCAUAUGAAGGGACACCUAAUGAACCGGUUAUGAGAAGAAUCCACCUGGAUAAGUGCGCCAAAAGAUUUAGACAGACAAUGUCUGCUAUCGUUUGGGACACAAAGACUACAACAUGGCUUCACUCAGUGUUGGUCAAUAACCUCAGCUUGACCUUACUGACCAUCUACCUGGACGUGCUGCAGACUUUGAAGUGUAAAGUGCCUUCUUUGAUUGACAAGAUGAUUCAUUUCUCAUCUACUUUGCACCGUGGGUCAGGAACUACUGUUGAAGCACUAAACUUGCUCCUCAAGAGACCAUGGGACCCUGCCAUCAGCACCCUAAAUCAGCAUAAACCAAAAAAACUGCCCAAUGCUCCAUUACUUUUACUGACACCCAGCAGUGCCCAGCAUCAGUCCCACUCUCAAUCUCGCCGCAUGAAAUUCUGGCAGUCCCAGUUAUCCAACAUGGGCAAGGUGGUACCUAUCACUAUGCAUGUGUCAAGCGGUGGGUCCGGUGUCACACUCAGUCAGUGUCUGGAACAUAUGAUUGGUGCUGUCAAGUCAAAGGUGCUUGAGCUUAAAAGUCAAUAUCCUAAUAGACCAAUUAUCCUGAUUGGAUGGAAUAUUGGGGCUCUUGUUGCCUGUCAGGUUGCUUUGACGGACAGUUUAUCUGGUGUUGUAUGCCUCGGCUUUCCAUCAAUGGGCAUCAGCGGAAUUCGAGGGUCAGUGGAGGACCCUUUGUUAGACAGUAAGGUUCCCACCCUCUUUGUGAUUGGCCAAGAUUCCAGCGUCGCGAAUCAAGAUGAUAUUGAGGAUCUACGUGAGCGUAUGAAGGCUGAGACGGGUUUGGUUGUGAUCGGUGGAGCAGACGAGUACCUGAGGAUGAAUCGAACAAAGAAGAAACUGGAAGGUUUAACUCAGAGUAUGGUGGACAGGUGUAUACAGGAUGAAAUGUUUGAAUUUUUGCAUGCAGUAUUAACAUCCAAUCCAUGUCCCACAACGACAGUUAAGUCACCUGCUGUGAGUGAAUCAAACAAGAAGAAGGACAAGAAGAAAAAAGUUCAGCGAGACUUGCUGGGGGAAUUGAGAGGAAAGCAGUCUUCAACACCAAGUAGCAGUAGGCACACCAUUCACCCAUCAGCUCUUGGAGACAGUUUUGGACGACUCCCGGGGACUCCAAAGUCAGUGAAACUUCCAAAAGAGAAGAUUCCAAUUUUGACGCAACAAGAGAUUUUUGCUGCACAGUAUGCACAAUUCUUGGCCAGUACACGCAAGAAAAAAGAAGAUGGGAAGGCAAAGGCUAGCAUUAAAAGAAAGAGCAAGUCUUCAGAGUCAAGCAGCAGUAAAGCCAAGCAAGCCAAAGUAACAGAACCAUCUCACAAAGAACCGACAGCUCCACCAAAACCUCAUAGUGUCAACAUCUCUACUCUGGGUAUCACUCAGAGUGUUACCCUGACAACAGGUACAUCAACAAAGAAACUUGGACAUCUGCAGCCAAUGGGGGCACUAAAUACACAGAAUACUCACAGUAGUAUCUUGCAAGGACUUAGUUAUAACCUACAGAACAGGGGCUUGGCUAGUCCAACUGAAACUGGAGUACUGGAGGGCAUCCUCGCAAGUAGCUCUCCAUUGUCUCCCUUACAGCCACCAUUAACUCCUUCUAAGACGUCACAGGGAAUCGCUCCUUCUCCAGCAUUGCCACCAUUUACAACUGGUGCUUCAGGACUUCUUCUGGCGGCAGCUUCAACAUCCACAACAGCUGGAAGCAUAUUGAUGACGAAAAUGCCAAAUGCAGUUACUUCAGCCAUAAAAACAGAACCUCCGCAAAGUGUGAUGCAACUGAAAUCAGCCAAAGUGUCAUCUGAAGUUGCUCUGCAGGCACUGAUUGCUGCACAAGCACAACCAACUGCCAUUCUUUCCCCUGUGAGAGGUGCAAAUGGAACACAAACGAGCAAGGUAACGCAUGAUAAUUAUGACGCACACAUUCAAGCAAUUCAGAAACUUCAGUUUCACGACUUUCCUUUAACAACUGCUUCUCUACCAGCCAACAAAGGAACAUUGUCUUUUACACAAGCUAAGAUUCUCUCAAAUAUACAACCACAAGAAAGUUUUACAAUGAGCUGUGCGGAAUCCACAUCCAGUACCACCACUUCAAUGGCGCCCUCUAUCACAACAAAUUCCACAACAUUAACAUCAGCCUUACCAUCGUACUCAAUUCCAUUGACUUCUUCUGCCAUGAAGCAACUUGAUGCAAAUUCUGUCGUUGCCACAGCACCAACAGCAGCACCAUUGUUGACAUCAACUGAAAGAGCUGUGACAAAGAGUGAAGCAACAGCUCUUCGGAUAGCUCUUGCAUCCCAGCCAACAAACAUUUCAUCAUUAGCAGACCAGUUAUUGUCCACCAACAGCAGUACCCUGAAUCUUGAUUCCCAUACUAUGUCACUUCUAACACAGUUGCCUUCCUUGAUGGCAGAUGAUGUUGAGGAGACUCCCGAACAGGAAGAGGCAAAGCUUCCAGAAGCAAGUGAUGAUAACACCAGCAGUAAGGUGAAGUCACCAACUGAGUCCUCAGACUCUAGUUCCCAAGAUUCAUCUAGUCUUCCAUCAGUCUCUCUGUUCACUGCAACUAGAACAAGGCGUGUUAGGGCCCCCAAGUCAUUCUCUGAUUAUACCGAGUAGGUAUGUUUUGACUUGCAAUCUCACAUUUCUGUUAUAGAACAAUACAAUCUGCACAAUAUACCAUAUAAUUAGUAUUUGAUGUACAUCUAUACAAAGUUAACGAUAUAGUUUUAAUAAUUGCAAUGAAAUAUAAAAGAAUUAAAGGUUGCACACAUCUUUUAGUGUUAUAAAUCAAUUUAAAGCCGGGCAUGCACUUUGUCGACUAUCAUCAACUGGUCUAAUAUAAAAUACGAAUUGACAAGGUGCGCGCAACGGAUUAUUUUUGAAGGAUGAUCAUCUCAGACUACCACUGUUAAUUAGCCGACAGAGUCGCAUCGUCAAACUGCAGAGAGCAGAGAUAAACUUACUGAUGUAGAUUCCGCCCAUCUUUUUAAAGUGAUACUUCAAGCAGUUGUUAACAUAUUUAUUUUAAUUUUAAUGACAUUUUCUGAUAUGAAUGCCACCAUUGGAGUGGCUACGACAAUAAUGUCUAUCACCAGAAUUUAAUGAAGUGUUGAAUUCCAGAGCACUUUAUGUUUACAACCGGCAGAAAUGAAGCAGACUUCACGUCGCUAGAGAGCGUGCAUGACAUGUAGCGAUCAUCCUGUUAGUGUACGAUUGUUACUGUAUUGGUAAUCAUAUACUGUAAUAUUAAUAAAACUACUUGAUACACUGUA
This is a messenger RNA of Anneissia japonica, 3860 nucleotides long. RefSeq names its product KAT8 regulatory NSL complex subunit 3-like. The record is from RefSeq and is a predicted model, not a curated record. The transcript is spliced from 13 exons. The coding region runs from base 82 to 3204 and encodes 1040 amino acids. Gene Ontology annotation, biological process: positive regulation of transcription by RNA polymerase II. NCBI's taxonomy places the organism in Eukaryota, Metazoa, Echinodermata, Crinoidea, Comatulida, Comatulidae. Gene Ontology annotation, cellular component: NSL complex.